AUGUCACUGAUUGUUGCUUUGAUACUCGGCAUUGGGCAUGAAAUUGAAGAUGAAAUAGCCUAUCAAUUAGGAAAGAAAGGAAUAUGCGUUGCAUAUUAUUCUAAGAAUAAAAAAAAUGACCUUGAGCGAAUAACAAAAAUAUUGAGCGAUGAAGACAUUCAACCAAACUUUAUUUUACUGGAUACUGCUGACAAUGUAAUUCAACGACUUGACGAAGAAUUCGGAAAAUUAGAUGUACUAAUCAAUGUUGGAAUAUUACUUGACAAUGGUCAGUUUAAAAUCAAUCUACUGACAUCAACAAAAUUCGAAGCGAACGACUUUUUCGAUACGUUGCAUGCAUCCGAAAAAUUCAUUCCUAUAUUACAAAAAUCGCCUUCAAGUUCUGUGAUUAAUGUGUAUACUCAAACCAAAGGAGCAUCGCUCAGUGCACUAGUGCAAAACUGUACAGCGAAGAUGGCUGAACAUCAGU
Adineta ricciae is the source of this 469-nucleotide messenger RNA. NCBI's taxonomy places the organism in Eukaryota, Metazoa, Rotifera, Eurotatoria, Adinetida, Adinetidae. The record is from the annotation of a GenBank genome assembly.